Messenger RNA from Dermacentor andersoni, 3858 nucleotides. RefSeq lists its product as uncharacterized. The record is from RefSeq and is a predicted model, not a curated record. Lineage: Eukaryota; Metazoa; Arthropoda; Arachnida; Ixodida; Ixodidae.
AUGGCCACAAACCGCACCGCCAUGGCUUCUCCGGGGAUUAGGACGGGCAAGGUGGUGACGUGUGUAUUUCUAAUACUCUUCGUAAACACCGCUCACUGCGAAGGAAAGAAAGCAGAAACCCCAAACAAAGCAGCUAAAACACCUCUAGAGCCACUGAAGGCGUCAGCGACUGCACAGACGGGCUGGUACGAAGGUGCCGGCGGCUCUUCAUCCUGGUCUUCGGGAGGACAAAGCUAUGGCGAUGGGGGCGGUGCAGCAGGGCUUGGUCCUUGGACUGACUCUGGCAGCGUAUCGUCGGGCAUCGGCGGAGGAGCAGGUGGAUCUGGACCAUGGGCCGACUCCGGAAGUGGUGGUUUCGGCGGUGGUGUCGGACCAUGGCAAAGCUCGGGUAAAGGCUCGGGUGGCACUGGCUUCACUUCGGGCGCCGCACCUUGGGCUGGCGCGGGAAAAGGAUCAAAUGGUGGCUAUGGAGGUGGUGCCGGUCUUGAUUCAUGGGCCGGAGCAGGGAAGACCGGCGGAUUUGGUGGCUCUGGCAAGUCGUUUGGAGGAGGAGGAGCUGGCGUCGGACCGUGGGACCAAGCCGGAGGAUUUGGCGGCGGCAAGCUUGGCGGUGGCGGCGGCGGUGGUACGUCGUGGACCCAGAACGGUGACUUCGGGGCCGGUGGCAAAGCAAAUGGAUGGGACUUCUCACAAGGAUCGAAAUUCUCUGGCGGUGCUGGCUCCUGGGAUCAAGGUGGUUUCGGUGGUGGCAAGCUUGGUGGCGCCGGUGGUGGUGCGUCGUGGUCUCAAGGACAAUUAGGUGGCAACAAAGCAGGGUACGGGGGAGGUGCGUCAUGGGACCAAGGCGGCAAAUCAUUCUCCCAGAAUGCUCAAAGCGGGCCCUGGAGAGGCAAGACAGCCGUAGCUCAAGAUUCGUGGACGCCGAGCGGUGCAGGAGGCUAUGGAAAAACGUCUGCAGCAGGCAUCGGCCCAUGGAAUCAAGGAGUUGGUGCAGGAAAAGGAUUCAGUGCUGCCGAUGCUUGGCUUCAAGACAGUCCUGCAAGUGCAGGUCCGUGGGCACAAGGUGGAACCGGAAACGGCAAGCCAGUCUCCGGAACCGGUCCCUGGACCCAAGGAGGGACUGGUAACGGCAAAGCGAGCUAUGGAUCUGGGCCUUGGUACGGAAGCUUUGCUGGUGGAAAAGGUGGAAAUGGAGGUGGCGCUGCCUCUUGGGCCAAUGGUGGAAACGGUGCCGGAGGAAAGAAGAUAUCAUCACCAGGGCCUUGGGACUCGGGAAGCUUUGGAGGCGCUGCCAAGGGAGGCGCGGGGCCUUGGUCACAAGGGGGAGGGGGAUAUGGAAAUGGUGGGACUAAAAACUUUGGCGGGCCAACGCCGUGGGCAGGUGCAGGAAGUGGUGCAGGAAACGGUGCAGGACCGAAGAGCUUUGGUGGGCCAGGGCCCUGGGCAGGUGCAGGAAAUGGCGCAGGAAAUGGUGCAGGACCUAAGAGCUUUGGAGGGCCAGCGCCCUGGGCAGGUGCAGGUGCAGGCAACGGUGCAGGAUCUAAAACCUUUGGCGGGCCAGCGCCGUGGGCAGGUGCAGGAAGUGGUGCAGGAAACGGUGCAGGACCGAAGAGCUUUGGUGGGCCAGGGCCCUGGGCAGGUGCAGGUGCAGGCAACGGUGCAGGAUCUAAAACGUUUGGCGGGCCAGCGCCCUGGGCAGGUGCCGCUAAUGGCGCAGGAAACGGUGCAGGACCUAAGAGCUUUGGCGGUUCAGGGCCCUGGGCAGGCACAGCUAAUGGUGGAGGGCCAAAGAGCUUCGGUGGCACAGGGCCAUGGGCAGGUGCAGGAAAUGGCGGUGCCUCUAAAUUCAAUUCUGGAGCUGCAUCGUGGGACCAAGGAGGAUAUGGCAGAAACGGAAGAACGGGUGGACCCAAACCAUGGGCUGGAGCAGGCGCCAUUGGUACUGGUGGCGGAUCUUGGGCCGGCCAGGGCGGCUUCGGUGGAGGUGCGUCGGGACCUUGGGACAACGGGAAGGGAGCUGGAGCUGGAGCGUCAUGGGACCAAGGCGGAUUCGGUGGUGGCAAGGGAGCAGCGCCUGGCCCGUGGGCUGGAACAGGAAAGUCUAAUGGAUUUUCUCAGCCAGACCUUGGAGGAGGCCCUGCCGCUGCAGGUCCUUGGGAUCAGGGAUCAUAUGGAGGGGCAGGUAAGGGAGGCGGUGGAGGAGGCCCAUGGGACAGCGGAAGUGUUGGAGGGGGAAAAGGUGUGCCUGGUGGUCCCUGGGCUGGGGCUGGAGGUAAUGGAAAAGUAUCUAGUGGACUCGGAGGAGGUCCCUGGGCUCAAGGAGGCGUAGGAUCAGGCGGUUCUGGUCCGGGACCUUGGGAUCAGAGUGGAUAUGGUGCGAAAAAGGGUGGGAACGGUGGUGGAACAGUUGGCCCAUGGGACAGCUCCUCAAAGUUUAACGGCGCAGGUGCCUCUUGGAGUGGAAACGGAAAUAAUGGCUUUGGCGGAGGCAAAGGCUAUGGCAACAGCGGUAGUUCGUGGUCUCAAAACGGCAAAUUCGGAGGCGGAAGUGCGGGCGUAUCGUGGACGCAGACAAUGUUCGGAGGCACUGGAGGUGGGCCGUGGCAACAAGGCGGCUACGGUGGUCAAGAUUCGUGGGCUACAAAAGGUGGUAAUGGUAAUGGUAAAUUUGGCAAUGGUGGUGCUGGACCAUGGCAAGGCGCCGGUGGGGGAGGAGACGGCGGUGGAUGGCAGGCCGACCAGGGAAGCGUCGGCGUCUGGAUCGGAGAUGUCAGUCAGAAGGGCAGAGGCAGCUUCGGUCAGCAGGCUGGAGGAAGACGGAAGAACAAUUACCUGCCUUCCCAAGGCGGCGCUAGCUGGGAUGGACAGGCAGGUGGGCAAAACGGUGGUGGUGGAGGUGGGAGCUGGGAUGGCGGCGCAUUUCAGAAAGGUCGCGGGGGAUUUGGGGGGGGGCAGAGAGGCGGUGUGGGCAAAGUUCAGUGGAGCUUCAGCAGAAGCGAUCCAUGGGCACAACCACAAACCUGGUCAGGUUCCUGGACAACGGACGGAGCAGCGCAGCAAUACACUUCAGCGGGAGUCGGGCAGAUGAUGUUCGGCGGUGUAGCAGACUGGAUGACGGCAGACAAGUACAGCGCCAAGUACGGAGGAAGCAGCGGCGGAGGAGGAUGGCAGCAGCAGCAGCUUGGAACUGGCAAUCGGGGCUCCUGGAGUGGAGGUGGUCGAGGCGGUGGUAACAAGUGGUGACCAGACAUCUUGCAUAUUGCGUGAGCUUUGAUGCCAUGAACCACCAAUCUUUUGAAGAAGGGACGCCGUCAGCCGGCAUGCAAUGGCUCAUCGUUGAUGAAAGCAAUAUUCUGCGCAGCUUAUUGUCGUCGUUUGUCCAGAGCAAUGCUGUAAUGUAUGAAAUUUUUAAAUGAUUCAAUUGUACAAAUGCUUAGUUAUAUUGUACUGACACGCAUUCUUAUCGCAAUCAUUAUGAUCAACUCCUUUAAAGACAUCCUGCGCAUUUAAAUACAAGAUAUGUUAUGUUCAAUUGAGUGCUGUCUGUGUUGUUCAGCUGAAUGGUAUUUUAUUUUCGCAUACUCGAAUCGCCCUGUACCAUAAGAGUUUAUCAUCUGUUGGUUGUAUGUGUGCCAAGACUGAUUUUUGUCUGUUGACAGGAUGGCAAACAUCAUGUUUUACAGUUUUUGGGUGCGCUGACUAUUGUUGGACUUUUUUGUUGUCACAUCGAAGCCGGCAACUACGUUUGCUUAGAUGUCUUCUGUGUGAACUUUGUUAAUUCCAACAGGCACACGAACACUGCGUUCUCGGCGCCUGUGCUCGAUUGUAGCUGAAGAAAUAAAACUGCACACCUAUGUA